Molecule: messenger RNA, 2155 nt
Organism: Pomacea canaliculata
Lineage: Eukaryota; Metazoa; Mollusca; Gastropoda; Architaenioglossa; Ampullariidae
Product: trans-1,2-dihydrobenzene-1,2-diol dehydrogenase-like
Exons: 7
Coding region: 17-1021 (334 amino acids)
Molecular function (GO): nucleotide binding
Source: RefSeq, a predicted model, not a curated record
UGCAGACAAAAUCAAGAUGGCGACACGGUGGGGUAUCUGCAGUUGUGGACUUAUCUCAAGCGACUUUUGUACUGCAUUAAAGACACUCUCUAGCUCAGAACACGAUAUUGUUGCUGUGGCGGCCAGAACAAAAGAUAGUGCUGAAGAUUUUGCAAAAAGAUUUAACGUCCCUGCAGCUUACGGUUCUUACGAGGAACUUGCGAGAGACCCGAAUGUAGAAAUUGUCUACGUCGGAACAAUCAAUCCUCACCACUAUGCUGCCUGCAAACUAUUCAUGGAGAGUGGAAAACAUGUUUUAUGUGAAAAACCGGUAACCAUGACAGUGGCUGAGCUGAAACAGUUGAUCAGUAUAGCCAAGGAGAGGAAGCUCUUUUUCAUGGAGGGAUUCUGGACGCGGUUUUUCCCUACUGUCAGAGCACUGCAGGAGGAACUAAAAGCGGGAACAGUGGGAACGGUGAAGAUUGUGCGGGUGCCUUUCUGUAUUCCGAUCUCUCAUGUUGACCGCGCGGUCAAAAAGGCCUUGGGCGGCGGCGGCCUACUGGACAUCGGCUGCUACACAGUACAGUGGGCCAAUCUGGUCUUCAAGGAGCAGCCAGAAAAAAUAGUCGCUGUAGGGCAACUGAACGAAGAUGGUGUAGACGUGUGGGCUACUAUCACCCUGAUCUAUAGUGGGGGCCGCAUGGCAAUCCUGAACUACAACAUAGACUGUGCCUUUAGCGGAAAUACACUUGCUAUCCAUGGGUCCAAGGAAGCUAUUGAGAUUUCUCAUCCUAUGCACUGCCCGACGAAAAUGGUCCUACACUCAGGUGAAACUAAGGAAUUCCCUCUUCCUGAGAGUCCUCACAAAUACAACUUUGUGAACUCUGUUGGAUUAGUCUACGAGGCCCAGGCUGUAAGAGAAUGCCUUCAACAAGGACUAACAGAAUGUCCUCAGAUGCCUCUUCAGGACUCCAUCAACAUCUUGACGAUCAUUGAAGAGGCCUUAAGACAGCUUGGAGUGCAGGGGUGCACACAACCUUAAUUUCACUUUCAUGCUUCUUUUGACACACUGCUGAUGUGUCUUAGCGAUCGCUUAUUCGCUGUUCCAAUGUUUAUAGCGGUCUCCUUGCAGUUUUUCUUUAAUAGCCAGGAUUUUCUUACUUUUUCUUCUCUUACAAAGAGUGACCAGAAAUAUUCACUGUUAUUCCAUGAAUGGUUGUCUGCUAUCACUACAUAAUCCUGAUUAGUCUUGCUUGGAGUGAUUUGUUUGAUGCACCAUUUAGUAUUGACAUUAAGAAAAUUUUGUGUGAUUUAUUGUGUUUUAAGAUUGAGCCGAUUUGGCUGUACGUUUUGCAGCCUGUUGAUUUUACCUCCCAUUGAGAUAGUCCUUCGCUAAACAUAAUCAGUAUUUUUUGAUAAAGCUUUUUAAAGUUUUUAAAUAACAGAGCAUUAUAUAUUUUUGUCUUACUGUUCAUUCAGAUUAUUUGGUAUUUCAUCUGUUUAGCGCAGAUCAUUCUGCACAAAUGGUUUUUGUUGCUCAAAUAAUAAUGUACAGCGUGUCAGGUGUAAUCGUUAAAAUGUACUCGAUAAAGAGCUGUACCAUUUACGGCCUCGAGUAUUAUUCAGCACUUAGUUCAAUAUGCACAUCUUAAUAGGUGUGAUUAUUUGAUGUAUUUGAUAAAACAAAAAUAUGUAUGAUUUAGCAAAUCUGUCUGGCUUUUUCAGGACAUUUUCUUCACAUAUUUCUUAUUUAUGUGGGAAUCGCUUCUCUGCCUACUGAAUCAGUGCUAGUCACAGUUAACCAGUUACAUUGUCAAGGUUAUGGGAUCUGUACCUUUUUUACCUAGUACAGUCUUUACUUUUUGACAAGGCUAUGUGAUUUGGAUCCUUUACCUUUAUUACAUAAUAUAGUCUUCAGAUUUUGUUUUUUUGUUUUGGAGUGGAUAGGGCGAUAAGUAUCCAUGCUGGAAUGCCAUUUAUGAUAAGCAAAUUUCUGACAGUUUUCGUUUUGUAAAGACUGGGUACUGAAGAUUAUAACUAUUUUAUGAGAUAUAUUUUCAUUUUGCUUUAAAAAGUAAUUUGCUAUCUUUGCUUUUGCUUUCUAACCGCCUUAUUGUAUUUUCAAGCUUUCAUUUUUCAGUGUGUUUAAAAUAAUACAGUUUCCUAUCAAACAGUG